This is a messenger RNA of Papaver somniferum (opium poppy), 1776 nucleotides long. Its product is annotated as pollen-specific leucine-rich repeat extensin-like protein 4. The coding region runs from base 178 to 1542 and encodes 454 amino acids. Gene Ontology annotation, molecular function: protein binding. The transcript has a single exon. The record is from RefSeq and is a predicted model, not a curated record. Lineage: Eukaryota; Viridiplantae; Streptophyta; Magnoliopsida; Ranunculales; Papaveraceae.
UAUGAGCAUUCAAAAAUUUGAUCAAAAAUAAAAUUACAGACAAAACAACUUCUCAAAUUUCUUUGUUAAUCAAGAUUGAUCGAUAUUUUUACAAAAUUCCUUACUAAAUAAAUGUCAACAUUCUUUCAUUAAAGCCUUAGGGCAUAUUCUCAAGGCAUUGUGGUCGGCAUAUUCAGAAUGCAGGUGUUAUUUGGUUCCACUUGGUUUUUCUCUCUACCAUUCGCUCUUUUCUUCUUCUUCGUGUUAUUACCUUCAUUCUUGUCUGCUGUUACUGAAGAAGAAGCUUCAUUGAUUGUCCGCAGACAACUCUUGACCUUUCCUGAAAAUGGAGAUUCACCUGACAAUGUUGAAUAUGAAAUCGAUAUAAAGGAAACAUUUGCAAAUAAAAGACUUCGCCGAGCUUAUAUUGGUCUUCAAGCAUGGAAGAAAGCUAUGUAUUCAGACCCAUUUAAUACAACUGGGAAUUGGGUUGGACCAUACAUAUGUGCCUAUAAUGGUGUCUUUUGUUCACCUGCUCUUGAUAAUCCAGAUAUGAGUGUUGUUGCUGGUGUUGAUAUUAAUGAGGGAGACAUUGAUGGUUACCUUCCUGUAGAAUUAGGCUUGAUGAAUGAUAUUGCUCUGUUUCAUGUGAACUCAAACCGUUUUUGUGGGGUUAUUCCCCAGAGCUUUUCAAGACUGACGAUACUUCAUGAACUUGAUCUCAGCAACAACAGGUUUGUGGGUCCUUUUACAAAAGUCGUUCUUUCAAUUCCUGCACUUAAAUAUCUUGAUCUUAGGUUUAAUGAUUUUGAAGGGAAGUUGCCUCCAGAGCUCUUUAAUAAGGAUCUAGAUGGUUUUUUUCUGAACGACAAUCGAUUCCACUCUGAUCUCCCCGAAAAUUUUGGAAACUCGCCAGUCUCAGUUGUGGUUUUGGCCAACAAUAAAUUCACAGGGUGCAUCCCUAAGAGCAUUGGUAAGAUGGGUAACACGUUGAAUGAGAUAAACUUACUUAACAAUGACUUUGCUGGUUGUAUACCAACAGAGGUUUCGUCCCUGACGAAUUUGACAGUAUUCGAUGCGGGAUUAAAUUCAUUUGUAGGAGACAUGAAUAACAGAUUCUGCCCCAUGAAAUUUCUUGAGAUAUUGGAUUUGUCGAGUAAUUCUUUAAAGAGGCUUGUCCCGGAAAAGGUAUGCAAGUUGCCUAAGUUGGAAAAUUUUACAUUCUCAGAUAAUUUUUUUAACGAAGAGUCACAUUUAUGUGUUCCAUCAAGCAACUCCAACACAUACUUUGAUGAUUCAAGAAACUGUAUGCCUUCUAGGCCAACACAAAAGACAACAAAAGUCUGUACUCCUGUGGUGAACAACCCAGUUGACUGCAAUAAGUCUAAGUGUGUAGCUUUACCCAUAUCUAGUAAACCGUGGUCUCCACCAGACACGACGAAGACACCCACGCAACUCCAACUCCUUCGUCCCCGAAACCUCGACCACAACGCAGCCAACACCGAGAUCGCAACCGCGGACAUCACCUCAAUCACAACCAACUCCAUCUUUCCCUUCUAUUGAUGAAAGACUUUUCUUGAAUGAUGAGAUAUUGGUUACAAUGCCAAAUGUGCGGAUCUUUCAGUUAGCUAAAAAGAUUGUUCAGUUUUCAUUUCGGACCUGUACAAGGUAACUGCUAAAGAGUAGGUGUAGAGAUUUCAAGGUACACUACUUAGUAACCUGGGAACACGGGUGGGAGAGGCGAUGAAUAAGCAAAGCCUAAAUCUGGUGGUAGGAUUACAUCUGGUAAUGGGAUUG